AUGUAUGACUACGUCGAAUUUGUAGCGGAAUAUGGUCCGUUUGAUCUGCACGAUUUGGAUAACCUGUGUCGGGCGGCUGAACUGCACAACCUCUCCACAAUGAUUAAGGUCGACCAGGAGCCACGGGGUUUCAUCGCACAACGUGCGAUCGGUUCAGGUUUCCAAAGUGUGCUUUAUGCAGACUGCCAAAAUGUUGAAGACGUGAAGGAAUGUGUGCGUAUUACGCGUGCAGAUACCCCCGAAGAUGGCGGUAGUUACGGCGUAGCAACUCGUCGGUUUUCCUAUAUGGGUUAUGGGGGAAGUCCAGAAUACGUCCAAGCCCUCCGCGAUGUUGUCGUCGUCAUCAUGAUAGAGAAAAAAGGGACUGUUGACAACAUUGAAGAGGUGCUAUCUGUUGAAGGCGUUGAUAUGAUUCAGUGGGGUGGUUCGGAUUAUUCGAUGAGUAUCGGGAAAGUCGGUCAGCGCGGGGCUCCCGAAAUCAGUGAAGCACACGAUAAAGUGUUCAAGACCGCAAUAAAGAUGGGGGUGCCGCCACGCGCUGAAAUCGGAAGUGCUGAUGAUGCGAAACGCUAUCUUGAUAUGGGGGUCCGGCAUUUCUGUAUCGGCACCGAUAUUUCCAUUCUCUACAGUUGGUGGCGGGAACACGGCGAUGGGUUACGGAAAGUGAUUGAAGGGCAUUAG
Messenger RNA from Geodia barretti, 681 nucleotides. The record is from the annotation of a GenBank genome assembly. NCBI's taxonomy places the organism in Eukaryota, Metazoa, Porifera, Demospongiae, Tetractinellida, Geodiidae.